AAGAUAUAAAAAUCGAUAUUUUUGUUUGUUGCUUUUCCAAUGUAAUCAUUGAUUGAGAAUCAAUUGUUAUCUUGUUACAAUUAUUCCUGAUUGUUGUUGUUUUCUUAAUCUUCUCAAUCAAUUUUAAUCCAAUUGUAAUUCUAACGAUGACUCAAUCACUUUGGUGGAGUAAAUCAAAUCCAUUGAAAGGUAAACCAGUCAAAUCUUCACGCUACCAACUAAGUACAGGUAAAAGUGUCCUGAUUUUAGGCGUGAUUGUCGCUUGUUUCGCGAUUUUAUGGCCUAAGAUAUUUUACCCGAUGAUCGAAGUGGCCCUUCGUUCACCAAAACCUCGAUUCAAUGACAAUAUCGCUAUGGUUCAUCCUCGAGUUCGUCAACAUAUACUCAAAGAUAUUCGUUACUCUAAGUCAACUAAUCAGCCCUUUAUUGGACUGCCGACGAGAUCGACAUUAGGCCAUAUGAAGGCCAAAGAGUCUGGUGGAUUAUUUAAUCUCUUGAUGCCUUUUUACACCAUUGGAUUAUUCGUUGUCUUCCUUUAUACAAUUCUUAAGUUUAUGUCCAAAGACGAUGAUGAGAAUGUCGAUGAUGAUCGAGUUGAGAUGGACAUCGAAGAUUUGUCAAAUGAUCAACCGUUAAUCAAAGAUUUCCAAAUGGAUCCUGAAUACAGGAAGUUCGUUUUCAGUGAAGAGUAUGAUGAAAAUGGAGAAAAUAUAAAACGAGCAAAAUCAGUUAAUCUAAGAUUAAAACGACGAUUUAGAAAUGAGAAGAAAUCAAAUUCUAAAUGUUCAACAACAUCGAUCAAUCAAGACAAAGAAAACGAUAUGAAAAAAGAUGAACAAAUUUGUCAGCUUAAAAAACGUUUACAAGUAACAGAAAAUGCAAUGGAAAAUAUUCUGAAACAAAUUGGUUCGCUAAAUCAAGUGCUCGAGGCUAAAGGACUUUUACUGGACGAGGUUGAAAGUAUCAACACCGAGAACAUGGAACCAGAUGAAAUCUAUCGCAGUGAUGAGGAGAUUAUCAAACGAAAAUUUGACAAAAUUGGUGAUGAGGAACAUGGAACCUCUGAUGAUUCAGUUUACAGCAGUGAGAAUCAGGAUAGAUCAACUUCAGAAUAUGAUUCGGAUUCAUCGUUGGCCACAACUUCAUCAAAAUGUGAAUUGGAAGAGUAAUUGAAAGACAAUUGUUAAUUUUUUAAAUUAAUUGUCUGAUUUAAGUUUUUUCCGAUAAGUUUUGUGCAACUGAGCUCAGGAAUAUUUUUCUUUUGAUAUUACUGGUGGUAGGUAAUAUAAAAGAACGAAUCUGAUAAAAAAAAUCUUUUCGUGAAUGUAAAUGUUAAUCAUGUAAUCCAUUGGUUUUUUGUUGACGACUGUUUCUCUUUUUGUAAUAAUUAGUGAAGAAAAGUAAUAACGUUGAUUAAACACUAUGUAUAAGCUCAU
Panonychus citri (citrus red mite) is the source of this 1436-nucleotide messenger RNA. RefSeq names its product resistance to inhibitors of cholinesterase protein 3-like. The record is from RefSeq and is a predicted model, not a curated record. Gene Ontology annotation, biological process: synaptic transmission, cholinergic; protein localization to cell surface. Gene Ontology annotation, cellular component: intracellular membrane-bounded organelle; neuron projection; neuronal cell body. NCBI's taxonomy places the organism in Eukaryota, Metazoa, Arthropoda, Arachnida, Trombidiformes, Tetranychidae.